Messenger RNA from Heterocephalus glaber (naked mole-rat), 3688 nucleotides. NCBI's taxonomy places the organism in Eukaryota, Metazoa, Chordata, Mammalia, Rodentia, Bathyergidae. The record is from RefSeq and is a predicted model, not a curated record.
CUCCCCACAGUGUAUUGUGAUAAAUGAGACAGUACAUAUGAAGCAUUUAUUUUUUGGAAGCAUUUAAUAUAUAUCUUGGCACGUUGAAAGUCCCCAAGAAAUGGAAACUGUUCUUUAUCACUGUGAUAUUGCUAUUACUUGGCAGUGACCUAGAUUUCUUUGGUCACCAACUUGAGGCCUGAGGACAGGAAUCAUUCUGUUCCUAUGAUGUGGACCUUCCAUGGGUAAGUGUUGGUGAAACUCAGAUACAGGGACUCUCUAUACCCAGCAACUCCAUGAUAGUAAUUCAAGGACCCUCAAUAUUUGCUGAUGAAACAUUACUUUCAAUCUUCUUAAAACCUUAAGGCUAUCUAAAGGGAAUGUGGAGGAGGGUAUGGAUUCUGACCUAACAAAAGUAGUUCCUAAGCAAGCUUGGGUGUGAGGGUGCCACCUACUGGGCCCUCUGAGAACCCUGAUUUGCCUCAGUGCUGGAACCAUGGUGCAUACAAUGAAUGACUUAGAGAUCUAUCAGCCAUGGCUCUGAGAUCAAGUCCAAGAUUCAAUAUACAGGGUGAGACCUUAUUGUAACCUCUUGUGAAUAUAGGCAGAUAUUUAUUGGCAUUUAAAACAUUUAUACAACAAACAAAUUUUAAAAACCAAAAUUAUAUGCUGUAUUUCUAGGGGUCUGGACUCAUCUUCAUGAUUCAAAUGAGGAAAACAGUGAUUAGAUACUUGGAAAUACAAUAAGACUUAUCAGGAACAUUUAUAUAUUUUGUAAUAUUGUUAUAUCAGUCGAAGGCUGGGCUCCAAAGCUUCCAGAAGAAAAGGAAUUGACUACCAACUACUCCAACAUGUUUCUAAGAAAGGUUCACACAGGCUUGGCCCCAGCCACAACCACACUGGAUUUAUCCUACAACCUCUUAUUUCAACUCCAGAGUUCAGAUUUUCAUUCUGUCUUCAAACUGAGAGCUUUAAUUAUGUGCCAUAACAGAAUCCAACAGCUGGAUAUCAAGAUCUUUGAAUUCAACCAAGAGUUAAGAUAUUUAGAUUUGUCUUACAAUAGAUUGAAGGCGGUAACUGGGUACUCGCUGGCAGCUCUCAGACAUUUAGAUCUUUUCUUUAAUGACUUUGAAACUGUGCCUAUUUGUGAGGAGAUUGGUAACAUGACACAGCUGGAAACCCUAGGUUUGAGUGGAGCAAAAAUAUAAAAAUCAGAUUUCCAGAAAAUUGCUCAUUUGCAUCUCAGUACUGUCUUCUUUGGGCUGAGAAGUCUUUCUCACUAUGAGGAAGGCAGCCUACCUCUCUUAAAUACAACAAAACUUCACAUCAUUUUACCAAUGAACAUACAUUUCUGGGUUCUUUUGCAUGAUGGACUCAAGACUUCAAGAGUAUUGCAAUUGACAAAUAUAGAUGGCAAAAGCCAGUUUCUAAAUUAUGACAAUGAACAGAGUCUUAUUUUAGAGAAUGCUAAGACAUCUACUUUGUUACUUAAUAAAGUUGAUUUACUCUGGGAUGACCUUCUCCUCAUCUUCCAAUUUGUUUGGCAUACAUCAGUGGAAUACUUCCAGAUCCGGGAUAUGACUUUUGGAGGCCAGGUUUACCUUGACCACAAUUCAUUCGACUACUCAAAUACCGUAAUGAGAACUAUAAGUCUGGAGCAUGUAUAUUUCAGAGUUUUUUCUGUUCCACAGGAUAGAAUCUACUUGCUUUUUACAAAAAUGGAUAUAGAAAACCUGACAAUAUCAGAUGCAAAAAUGCCGCAUAUGCUUUUCCCUAAUUCUCCAAAUUUCCGGUAUUUAAAUUUUGCCAAUAAUAUCUUAACAGAUGAAGUAUUUAAAAAUCCUAUCCAGUUGCCUUAUUUGAACACUCUGAUUCUGAAGGGCAAUAAGCUGGAGUCGCUUUCCUUAGUGAGCUGUUUUGCUAACCACACAGCCUUGAUGUACUUGGAUCUAAGCCAAAAUCUAUUGCAGCAAAUAAAUGAUGAAAAUUGCUUGUGGCCAGAAACUUUGAUCAGCAUGAACUUGUCAUCCAAUAAAUUCGCUGAUUCUGUUUUCAGGUGCUUGCCCAGAAGUAUUCAAAUUCUUGACCUGAGCUAUAACAAAAUUCAAAGUAUCCCUAAAGAGAUUAUUCAUUUGAAGUCUUUAUGAGAGCUAAAUAUUGCGUUUAAUUUUCUAACUGAUCUCCCUGGGUGCAGUCAUCUCAGAAGACUCUCAGUUCUGAACAUUGAAAUGAACUUAAUUCUCACCCCAUCUCUGGAUUUUUUUCAGAGCUGCCAGGAAGUUAAGACACUAAAUGCAGGAAGAAAUCCAUUCCAGUGUACUUGUGAAUUAAGAGAUUUCAUCCAGCUUGGAAAGUAUUCAAAGGGCAUGAUGGUUGGAUGGCCAGAUUCAUACAUCUGUGAACACCCUUUGAAUCUGCAGAGGACUCUGUUAAAAGAUAUUUAUCUCUCUGAGUUGUCUUGCAACACAGCUCUGUUGAUCAUCACUGUUGUUGUCCUCUUGCUGAUUCUGGUGAUGGCUGCAGCUAUCUGUUUCCUCCACUGUGAUGUGCUCUGGUAUCUCAGGAUGCUGGGUCGGUGGAUGCAGACAUGGCACUGGGUUAGGAAGGCAGCACAAGAACAGCCUAGGAGAAAUGUUCAGUUCCAUGCAUUUGUUUCGUAUAGUGAACAUGAUUCUUUCUGGGUGAAGAACAAAUUGAUCCCCAAUCUAGAGAAAGAAGAUGGCUCUGUCUUGGUUUGUCUUUGUGAGAGAAACUUUGAGCCUGGCAAGAGCAUUACUGAAAAUAUCUUUAGCUGCAUUGAGAAGAGCUGUAAGUCCAUCUUUGUUUUGUCUCCCAACUUUGUCCAGAGUGAAUGGUGCCAUUAUGAACUCUACUGCCAUGAAAAUUCUGAUCACAUCAUUUGUCUCUUACUGGAGCCCAUUCCAUUGUACUGCAUCCCUACCUGCUUUCCUAGGCUGAAAGCUCUCAUAGAAAAGAAAGCAUACUUGGAAUGGCCCAAGGAUAGGCAUAAAUGUGGGCUUUUUUGGGCAAACCUUUGCACUAUUAGUGCUAAUUUAGUAGACACUAGAGAAAUGUGUGAACUACAGACAUUCACAGAACUGAGUGGAGAGUCCCGAGGUUCUGCUGUCUCUCUAAUAAGGACAGACUGUGUAUAAACUGCCAGGCCCCCAGGACAGUUAGGGACCACAUACAUUGUUGGGAUAUAAGUAGAUACAACCUUUAUGAUGGCAACUUGACAAUAUCUGUUAAAAUAAAAAAUGAAAAACUCACGUCAAUUCCUAGAAAGAUUUCUAAGAAUGUAUUCUCAGAAAUGGCUGCACAAAUUUGCAAAGUUUUAUGUAAAAAGAUGUUUAUCCAAGCAUUGUUUAUAAUCAUAAAAAAUUUAAAAUCAUCCCAAAUGUCCACCAAAUAAAGAUUGAUUCCAUAAAGUAUAAAACAUCCAUAAUGGAAUAUUAUAUAGCAUUAAAAAGAAUUAGGUAGUUCUGUAUUUACUAGUAUAGAUAAACUUAUAUUAAUAUGUUAGUUUAUACAUUGAAAUAAAAGUAUGCAAGAUUCUAUGUCAGUAUACUGUAUAGCAAUAGUGAUUUGGGUCUAGGAGGUUGGAUUACAGGAAGCAUUUGAUUUCUAUGUUGUAUUUUUCUAUAAUGGUUGAAUUUUUUAGAGUGAAUCUCUAUUUCUUUUUCAAGUAAAAAAAUAAAGAUAAUUUUUA